Botrytis porri is the source of this 5607-nucleotide messenger RNA. RefSeq lists its product as uncharacterized. The coding region runs from base 1 to 5607 and encodes 1868 amino acids. The transcript is spliced from 2 exons. NCBI's taxonomy places the organism in Eukaryota, Fungi, Ascomycota, Leotiomycetes, Helotiales, Sclerotiniaceae. The record is from RefSeq and is a predicted model, not a curated record.
AUGGGUGUCGAUUCGAGAAAAUCAAGAGCUCCCCCUCUCCCUGCGCCAACGGAAACAAGUACUGCGGAUAGUGACGCCGAGAACGAAAACGAGACGACUGAGCUUGGAUCAAGAGUUACGGACAAGAGUACAUACACAAUCCCUGAUGACGGUGCUCCAGUCACCAUAGCUACUCGAAAGAAGAAGAAGCACGAUAGUUUAAGUAGUUUAUCAAACAACAAGUCUCAAACGUCAUUGUUGAUUGAGUAUUUUGAGGGUGGAAAAGAAGAUAGAAGUCGAAGGCCAUCGGUUCGUGUCAAAGUUACACCAUCAUCGAAACACCGAAGCAAGUCAGCUCACGACCACAUUCAGAUUACGGAAUCCAGAAAAGGUUCCCGAAGGCCAUCAUAUACCCAGCGUAUCUCCUUAUCGGAUGUCAACAGGGAAACCCACAAAUCUGCGCCAGAAGACGAAGCCAGCAUGAGUUCCUUUAGAUCGAUGACUGAAGAAUCCAACGUCACUUCCAGGAGUGGUGGUAGACCGAUCGAAGUUGAAAUAAUGAGACAUGGAAGUCCGCUGAUACCCACAGAGUUAGGAUCGAAAAGUGUUUUGUAUAAUGCUUCAGAAAUUUCAUCAAUGCCUGCCGAUAGUUUCCUCGAUGGACAUACAAGAUCUCCGGAGCGAAGACGUAGCCGAAGCUUGACUAGAGAAGAACCUUUGGUUGCCGCUGCGGCUAGCGGCCUGGCUCCUAGUGCUGGAUCGGAAAAAUCAAGAACGCCAUCACGUCGAAGAAGUCGAAGUCUGAGCCGAGAACGAAUAGUGGCACAAAAAGCCAUGUCAAAGGUUCGAGGUGACAGAUCAGAACAUCGAAGAAAGCAACGAAGAAGUCGAAGUCGAAGUGUUAGUGGUGAGAAGCUUACAGAAGGGAUCAAGUCACCACGAAGAAGAUCAAGUCGAAGCCAAGCCGAAGAAUCUUUAAUGUCCGGAGCCGAUUCGGGUCUUCUAGAUUCCCAGAUUAGUCGCAAUUCUGAUAGACUUUCCGUUAGAUCUGGAGCUUCCAAAAAUUCUUCCAUCAACAAUCCCAAGUUACUAGAGACUGUUGAAGAUGCCAUCCGUCGUCUGAUCUUACCCGAACUAUCAGCAUUGAAGAGAGAAUCAAGUAAGCGUACAGAGCGUCGCAGUUCUGUCGGAAGUGGUAUAUCCAGCAUUUCAGGAGGGCCAAAGGUUACACUUAAUGAUGGAGAGGUUAUCUCGGGGAAGAGCCGAAGAGACCAGGCGAGGGAUUCGGACUCACCACGAAGUUUCGAACGGGGCGCAUCGGAAGAAACUGUUGUGCAUAAUGAAAAGGUGAAGAAGAAGAAGAGUCGAGGUCUUGAAACCGCCGCAUUGGGCGCUGGGGUGGGUGCCUUGACAGCAGCUGCUUUACAGAAACAUCAAUCACAAGAAUCGGUAAUUGAUGAAAAGAAAGAACGACGACGCAGGAGAAAAAAUCACAGCCGUGGCAACAGCUUAGGGGGCGAGCUUUCACCUACAGAAGAGAGAGAUAGUCUUAGUCUGGCGCCUCCUAUGCCACUAAUGAGCGCGAUCAACGCAUCCGAUAUCACCAGAACCUCGAUCUUAUCAGCAGAGUCUGAAAGGCCUCACUCCGCUAGCUCACAGCGUGUGACUCCUGUUCAAGAGGUGACUGCUCGAAAAGACGUUACUUCGCCAGCUUCUCGAACACCAAAUCGAACACCGAUUAAUCUGCAACACGGCUUGGGUACUCAGCAUUCCAACUUCUCCCGUGGAAACCUUAGUCUUCAUAGUCAAAAUAGUGACCAGCAGUUACGUGGACAGGAAUUUGAAUUGGAUGAAAAUGGAAGAAAGGUACCCAUGCGGGAAUUCUACGACCACGGUCUCGACGAUUCAAUGGGUUCAGAGGAACACAACGGAGGUCAGUCGAAUACAGUUAAAGCUGGUCUUGCUGGUGCUGCCGCGGGCGCUGGUAUGGCGGCAAUUCAUCAUCACAACGAACAGGAUACCCCUGAUGAUGAAGAUUCAGAACUGCUUGAAGCCGAGCCACAACAUCCUUAUUACCAAAACACCCAGGAAGUACCUCCUCCACUCAGAUACGUUCCUUACGGCCACGAAAGACGUGGGCUGAGUCCAAUCCAGAGUGUCUCAGGCUAUACCGAAAAUGAAGACGGGCCACCUCAAGAUCAACGAGACUCCAGGUUGACUCAGAGCACCGCGUCAUACUCCUCAUUGGCAAAGACUGCUCAGCACAACCAGUCCAUGAAGUCACUUGAAUCCUCUGAAAAUAUUCAAAACCGUCAUGACUUUUCGGAAGUCCGAACAGGUGGACUGUCUGAUUCAGAGCUUACCCAAGAUGGAGAUGUCCAAUACUGGGAAGAACAGCAUCAAGAGAAUGAUCGAAAUCGCGAUUUUGACUCCGAAUUGAGCCUUGAAAACAAGCGAAUGACCAACUUUACCGACGACAGCUUUGAUGCUCGAGAUGUCUCAACUGGUCAGAAUAUUCAGGGUGUCGGCGGGAAACCAAAUUUCGUCAAUACACCCAUAGGAGUCGAAUCGCAUGUUGCUUCAUUGGUUAAUGCUUCUGAAGUCACCGGUACUAAUUCAUACCCCGGAAGCAGUAGCCAGGUUAAUCGCAAGGCUUCAUACGAUUCUUUUGACGAUGAGUCGGAAAGAAACUUCACAAGCCGUGGCGACAGCCCUGCGAAAUCACAGAGCCCUACGAAGUAUGACAAGGAGUAUGAUAUCGAUGAGAAUGGAAGAAAGGUUGAGAUGUCAAAGGCAAAUACCAAGGAGAAGCUGGGAGCUGGCGCGCUGGGAGCUGCAGCUGCAGCACUUUUGGCCAAGGCCCGUGAAAGAAUGAACAACAAUAAUGACGCAGACAAUCUCAAGUAUGAGGAACGCAAAGAGGACACUGGAGCACCACUACAGAAGUCAUUCAAGGAUCGUACAUCAGACGGACAAAAACUUUCUUCUCCUCGCCACAGUAUUGACAACCUGAGCGAAAUCAGUCAAUUGACUGAUCAACCUAAGAUGUCUGCAAGUGGUCUUCCAGAUAUGCAUGACCCAAUGCCUGAGAUUGGUUAUGGAGAUGAUGCAUCGGAAGUGACAACAAACCCAUCCAUCAUUCAAGGGCCCAUUGGCAGUACUCAACAAGGAAGUCGUGAUCACUGGCCAAAUCAAGUUACUCCACCACAAGCUAAGCGUACUCAGAGCUCCGACUCUGCAUCUGCUCUUCAUGAGGCAGAAGCUGCAUUGAUUGAUGCCGCUACUGGCGCAGGAGUUUCUGCUGCUGUGGCUGGCCACAGCAGAGAGGUCAGUGGUGAGCAUGAGGAUGAGUGGGGAAGAACUUCUGGAGAAAGAAAGCGUGAUACUCUCGUUACAAAUCCCUAUGAAGAUACAAGUCCAAUUGCUGCUCUUGGUAAUGGUACCGGCCUUGAUCGCGAGCUUUUGAAUCAAGCUGGUUUCCAAAAUGCCAGUCGAGCAUACAAUGACAAGCUCUACGCUGGUAGUCCCAACGGCUUACACAAGGAUGAGGGAUACAUCUCAUCCGCUCCCAAUGCUCGUUCAGCUGGCGGUCAGACUCCAGAACAGCACGUCAACAAAGGAAAAGGAGUGGACUUCAUGGAUCAUGAAUUAGGGAAUGCAACAGAUGCAUUGAACGGUGACCAAUUCCAUCCUGGCCACUCUCGACAUCUUAGUGGUAUGUCACAAGGAAUGGGAUCUCCAUUAUAUGACAGUUCAACUGGUAACGGUAUUGAUCGCAUUCAAUCCAAGGAUAUCGUUGCUUUGAUGGAUCAUCUCACUGUUCGCGAUGCUCAACGUAGUGCUCGUGAUACAGAAAUUCUCGUCACCCUUGUUCGAGCCGCUGCUGAAAUGAGAAAUUCCUUUGAGGAUAUGAAGAGAUUGCUUGCCGAUACUGAAGAUGUCAUUAUCACAGAAGUACAAGGUAAUACCGAAAAGUCGGUUCAAAAAGUCAUCAAUGGGCCACGACCUCUACCUCAAAGUGCACCUCGCUCAAUUAGAUCCGCCGAGUUGUAUGAAGAUCUCCCUACGAAGCGAAGAAAUGUUUUCCGCAGAGCUUUGAAAGGUCUAAGCAAGAGAAGUACAAAUGAUCUUGGAAAGAUUGAAGAUAUGCUUGUUCAAUUACUUGGUGAUGUUGAAGGUCUGAAAGUUGCUCAAGGUCUUCAGAAUGGUACUUUGGAUUACGAUGAUUUCCCUGAAGGACGCUCUGAACAAGAUCGUGGUUAUGUACCUGAGGGUAAUGCCGGUACUUCUACUGCAAGCCACGGAAGUCAAUCUGGACCCCUUUCCAUCCAACCCUCCCAAUCUCGCAACACAAACCGAGGAUUUGAUGGACGUAAAUUUUCGGAUCAUCGAAUUAGCACAGUACCUGAAGAUGAUGAGGAUGAAGAUGAGGAUGAGCUUAGUCCACACGAGCAGGAAGUUCUUAACAACCAAUUUGAGAAUGAUGCGGAUCUUCUCACUCCAACUCGUGAGACUUUCCGCGAACGUGGAGAGUCUCUGCCAUUAGACACACCUCCUCAACAAUACAAGGCAUCUGGUUCUUUAAGCAAUGAUAAUACUCCUCGGACUGAGACGGAUAAGAACAAGAAACACAAGUCAAGUAGUUCUUCUGGUUGGAUUCCUAAAGUAUCUCGAUGGUCUGAGACUACCGCAUCAACUGUGUUUAAGGGUUUCCGAAAUAGUGGUCGUAAGAGCGGUAGCAAGGAGCCUGAACAUUACAAUUCACCUCCAUCAAGAUCGGACUCUGGACUUGGCACAUAUCAAACCGAACAAGAACAAACUGAUCAAGACCGAGAGCGAGAUUAUGAUCAUGAUAAGUUCAUUGAGCCUACACGUGUUGAAUCACCUGCGACCCCCAGAUCUGUUAGAUCACUCGCUAGAUCCGAUGAUAAAUUACACUCUGGCUUCUCUUCAGAACAACUUCAUCAACAAUUUUUGAAGGAGGAGAUCCCUCUCAGUCUUCUACCUGGUGUCUUGCCAGGUGUCGAAGAUCCAAAAUAUAAAGCUCAUCGAAAUUCCUUGAACCUUCAACAUCCACAACCUCGUCAAGGUCCAACACACCGUUACCAAACUCAUCUUGAAUCACAAGCUCAAAACUUUGAUCAACCUCCACCAAUGUCUCCUUCAUCCAUCAAUUGGGGUUCAUCAACUAGCAUCAAUCGUUUACCACCUAACGCAAACCAUCGUUAUAGUCAAGCAACAACUAAUACUGAUGGAAGACUCUCCCCAAUUUCUGAUGGUGGAUAUUCAGAUCGUUCUGCUUCAGGUCAAGCUCCUGCCAGACCUCCCAAGGAACCAAUAGUUCCUGAAAAGCCACUCAACAUUCGCAACAAAUCUGCCAAACCAAGUCCUUUGAGUAAUGAACAUUUGCAAGAUGAUAAUGGGGAUGCCAAUCCUCAGUCUGCUUCUAGAAGAUUGAGUGGUGCUUUGGGUGUUCCAACGAGAAAACCUACUGGUCCAAGAAGUAUGAGUGUGACUAGUAAGGGUGGAGAAUUGAGUAGGGAUGAGACAGUUAUCAGAAGAAAUGUUAAGAGAAAUACAUUUGGUAGUAUUGCCAGCAAUCAUAGUGGCGAGUCAGAAACUUUUUAA